AUGGCGGACAUUGUGGACAACGACCCGGUGCAGAAGGAAGAGGAGGAAGACGACGAUGAGAACGUUUUCGACAUCGCAUUGAACCCCGGCGGCGACGAAGGCAGCUCAUUCCGCACCAAAAACGACCCGGCAGCGCCCUACCAGCGGUCCAAUGUCACCGAGCGCAAAGGCGCACUCGACAUCCGCUGCACCUGUCUGGACGUCAUCCACGGCCUCGUGAGCCCCGAAGCCGAAGAGUUUGCGACCCUCAUUGUCCUCAAAUUCAAGUUCGACAGCCGGAAGACAGCAAGGCGCAUUUCUGCAGUGAAUAUCACUCUCCAGUUUGCACCUGAGCAGGCCGGAGACCCCGAGCCCGUGGUUUCCCAGAUCGCACCCUACGACAGCAUGGUUAUGGUUGAGACGAAGCAGACGGAAGACGAGAAAAGAUCAGCAAGCGUCAAGCUGGGUGCCCCUCCUCUUGCUGGCGUAGAGUUAGGAACCGACUUGGGCUGGGAAAAAAGCGUCAACCGCGAGACUACGGACGCGACGAAAGUCAUCGGUUCCAUUGACCUGCUGGGGAGGAACUACGGGGAGGCGGACAGCGCAUCUUGGACACUUCUCGAGAACAGUACCACCGAGACCGGAGUCCCCUCGACCAUGCGCACGGCGAUCCUGCUGAAGAGGCAGGACGAGAAGCCUUUCCGCUGUGAUUUCAAAAUCGAAGCCAAGGUCGAUCCCAUGAGCUCCAUUGAGAGGAAGCUUCAGAAGCUGUUUGGGGGAAGGCCGAAGGACGAUCCUCUCCUGUUCGAUCCGCAACUCCCGCCUACCAAUAAGUUGCAGACGUACGAUCUUACGGCACUUGGAUCCGUGGACCUUGGCGCCCUCUCGGGCGUGACUUUCCAGACCGUGCUUGACUCAGCAGUAAAGCAUAUUUAG
Molecule: messenger RNA, 915 nt
Organism: Lasiodiplodia theobromae
Lineage: Eukaryota; Fungi; Ascomycota; Dothideomycetes; Botryosphaeriales; Botryosphaeriaceae
Exons: 1
Coding region: 1-915 (304 amino acids)
Source: RefSeq, a predicted model, not a curated record